AUGGGGGACACGCGAUCCGCUUCUGUACCUGGUAUCGCCAUGUCGGGCUCUGGCGCAACCCCCCACGUCGCGCCAGUUGAAGAGACGCUCCGAUCCGCCUCGUUACCAGGCCCCUGCGACCUGCCCCCGCAUCCCCAGCACAGUCGGAGCACUAGCACCUCGUCCAAUAUUCAGGGUGAGUCUCGGUCGCAUCCCAAUGGAGCCCGGGAUUCGAAACAUAAGGUGUUCUCGUCAGACCAUGGUCACUCCAUGGUGAGUCUGCGUUCGCUGCAGGGUAUUCCCAACAUUGUCGUCAAUGACACGGGAUCGCGCCCCAGCUCCCGUCCUGGCUCUCGCCCCGGUUCUCGAUGGUCGGAAAGAUGGGGAGGACUAAGGGGGAAGAGGUCAACCGAGUUCGACCCGGAUUCACCACCCCCCGUGCCUCAGAUAGAGGCUCCGUUUAGUGGAAUCGCUUUGGAUAUCCCCACCCCCUCUCUCGAAGGCCUCGGUCCGCAGUCGAUGAGGUUUUCGAAGCGCGGAAGUCUGAUCAAUGAGGAGGAGCGGAAACAAGUGCAGCGGGAGAUCCAAGAGCAAAGAAGGCGCAAAAUGCAGGAACGGCCCUCAGAAGAAAUUCCAUGCACAGAGGCGGUAUCGGCAGAACAGCCACCUGCGACAGAUCCUGCCUCGGUCGAAGCAGAUGAUGACUCGGAGGUAGAGAUUACAGAAAUGCCACGUAGGCGGGUGAAACCAGCAUCUUUGCUUCGGGUCCGGCAGAGUGCCAUUUCUAGCCGAACGAUCUCCGCCGAUGAGGAUAUGCUAUCGCGUCGAGUCAGGCUGAUGUAUGAAAAGGGCGAGGAGAACGUGACGGACAUGGAGGUGGCCAAAUCUAUGGCCCUGGAGAACGGAGUGUUGUGGGAGGAAGCCGGGGCCACAAGUACGGAGACCUCUCGCCUUUCCGGUCCUAGUUUGUCAGGGGCAGAGAGCAAGAGUAUGGUGUCGUUGGUUGGGCCGGACAAUCAAUCACCGAUCAAACGAGAGGCGCAUGAGUUAGCUGGGGGCAUUGAGUAUUGGCAGGAUAUCAAAGCUGGAGAUGUGGACCGAUACGGGUUCAUUCGCUCGCCGACGGCGAAUUCCAACAAUGGCACCGAGCCCAAUCCGAUCCAGCGAGUGUCGACCAGCCUACUUCAGGCUUCAGAGACUCCGCGGCGGAAAUUACCGAUUCGGCCGCCAUCAGCGCUGACCAGCAGCCGCUCGCUCUCCAGCCGGACGCCUUCGCGGAAGAUUUCCGAGCCAUCCAUCCGUCCCUCCUCGUCGCAAAGCAUGUAUAGCGCGCCGCUGCGGCGGUCUACGUCCCGGUUCCGCCAGGCAACCAAUUUCCUACCACAUAAUCGCGACCGCCGGUUCAAAGACGAGGCAGGUGACAUGCUCACCUUCCCAACCGACACUACUCCCAAGAGCAAAGCCGAGACGGCAGCAAUCCGCGCUGCCAAGAAGAAAGAGUGGGAGAGAGAGGACAAAUGGACAAAAAUGGCCAGACCGACGAAGAAGACGGCCCACGGCGGUGGGAUGUCGUUCGAGUUCGACACUCAAAGCUCCAAACUCAUCGAGCGCACCUGGAAGGGCAUCCCAGACCGCUGGCGCGCCACUGCCUGGUACUCCUUCCUCGAGGCGAGCGCCAGAAGGCACAGCGACAGCCCGACCGAAGAAGACCUGGUCGAAGCAUACAAUGACUACCAGCUGAUUUCGUCCCCGGAUGAUGUGCAGAUCGACAUCGAUGUCCCACGGACCAUCACGAGUCAUAUAAUGUUUCGCCGCCGCUAUCGCGGUGGCCAGCGGUUGCUGUUCCGCGUACUGCACGCCAUGUCGCUCUACUUCCCCGACACUGGCUACGUUCAAGGCAUGGCCGCGCUGGCGGCAACCCUUCUUGCCUAUUACGACGAAGAGCAUGCAUUCAUAAUGCUGGUCCGAUUAUGGCACUUGCGAGGGUUGGAACACUUGUAUCGGUCCGGCUUCACGGGCCUCAUGGAGGCCCUUGGAGAUUUCGAGCGAGAGUGGUUGGGGAAGGGAGAAGUGGCCGCAAAACUGAAUGAACUGGGGAUUCCCCCGACUGCAUACGGCACUCGUUGGUAUCUCACCCUGUUCAAUUACUCGAUCCCGUUUCCGGCUCAACUGCGCGUGUGGGAUGUGUUCAUGCUCCUGGGCGAUGCCGACGAGCGGAGCAUUAUCGGCGCUCCGGGCAAUGGCGCAAAGACCGAAACGAACAGCGCCAGUGCCUUUGGGAAGGGGUUGGACGUGCUCCACGCGAGCUCGGCCGCUCUCAUUGACGGCAUGCGAGAGAUCAUCCUUGACUCGGACUUUGAGAAUGCCAUGAAAGUUCUCACCAGCUGGGUCCCGAUCAAGGACGUGGAACUAUUCAUGCGAGUCGCCAAAGCAGAAUGGAAAGUCCAUCGCCGCAAAAAAACCGCCCAAGGUUGA
Messenger RNA from Aspergillus tanneri, 2454 nucleotides. Its product is annotated as putative TBC domain protein. The transcript has 2 exons. NCBI's taxonomy places the organism in Eukaryota, Fungi, Ascomycota, Eurotiomycetes, Eurotiales, Aspergillaceae. Bases 1 to 2454 code for a protein of 817 amino acids. The record is from RefSeq and is a predicted model, not a curated record.